Messenger RNA from Lucilia sericata (common green bottle fly), 4374 nucleotides. It is a transcript of the gene ltl, whose product is annotated as leucine-rich repeat protein SHOC-2. The coding region runs from base 1451 to 3820 and encodes 789 amino acids. Lineage: Eukaryota; Metazoa; Arthropoda; Insecta; Diptera; Calliphoridae. Gene Ontology annotation, molecular function: protein binding. The transcript is spliced from 4 exons. The record is from RefSeq and is a predicted model, not a curated record.
ACGAUCCUCCCAACUAAAACAGCAGCAAAGUGUUUUUCCCAGUCACAAACGGAACGUGUUGGAAUACAGACGUAUCAUCACACAAAAUAUUAAGAAUAUACAAAGAGACGAACCAAAAUAUUAUAAAAAAAAAAAUUCAUACAAAGUGAAAAAAUAUUAACAAGUUAUCUUGAAAUAAUAACAACAACAACAACAAAAAUUUAAACGAUCAUUCAGAAUCAGAAUUUUUCAAAAUCAUAUAAAAAAUCGAAUAAAACAAAUAACAAACACACAAUCACUGACUCAAAAACGGCGACUGUAAUAAAUCGUCGAAAUAGAUUUCAUUUAAAUUAUUUCUCUUCAGUUUUUUUUUUGUCUUGUUUUCUAUUUAGAAGAGGAAUUUCUAAUAGAUUAAUUAAAUUGAUAGAUCGUGUCAAAUGUCAACUGUAUGCCAGUAUUUGUUCGCAUUGUAUAAAUGAACAUUUCAACAAUAAAUAAAUAAAAAAAUAAUAACAAUAAUAAUAAAAAAAAACAUCUCCUCUAUAUGUCUAUAUUAUCAUAUAAGUUGUUUGUACUUUUACUUCUUAUUGACGCUAUCAGUAACGUCGAUCCUAAGUAGUCAGACUCGUAGGCAGUUAUUGUCAUUUUUUCGGCAUAAAAUCGAACAAAUUUUCAAUACAAUACACAAACUCUUUAUGGUGAUUAAAAUAAUAUAAUCACACUCUCAACUUAAUUAAUUAUAAUAAUAAUAAUAAACCCCCAAAGAAAAAUCACUGUAAUAAAUUAAGAAAAAAAACAACAACAAAAUAUAAUGACAAUGUCAACCAAAGUGAUAAUUGUCGAAAAAAGAGUGUGAUAAGUGAAGAGUCAUUAACAAAGCAAAAACAAAAAUUGAGCAGAGAUUACCCUUCAAAUAAGACGAAUUUUAAGCAGCCGUGCACAAAUUUUAUUUUUGUGAAAAAAAAUAUCGAAAUAUUUAUAUACGAAUAACAUUUGUUGUUAUUUUGGUUUUGAAAUUUGAGAAAUUUUACGUUUGCGUUUUGUUGUCGUCUGUAAGUGAUCGUAAUGUGAGUGAUUUCUGUUCUUAUUUAACAAAAAAAAUUUAAAAAAUACCAAAAGUGCCAUAUGGAAAAUCCAAACAUCUGUGUUACAGAAAAUCCAAAAAGAAAAUAUUAAUUGAAUUGUUAGAAUUCAUUUAAAUAACAAGCAAAUUUUUCAAAACCUAAAGAAAAACAAAAACACAAAACUACCACAAACCGCUAAAGGCCUGCAUUUCGAAAAAAAAUCCCCAGAAUUAAGACCACAUAAAAGAUUUGACUCAAGUUACUAGUGAAAUUUGAAAGAAAAAGAGAACCACAAAUAAUUAUGUUUAAUAUUUCCCAGUAAAUACUUCUUGAAAUUUGUCAAAAAAAAGUUAUUAGCCCAAAGAUUUGCUUUACUUAAUUCAAAAUAAUAACGAAACUUUUCCAAAAUGGCAUCAUUUGUUUAUGCCGUUUGGAGUAUAACGAAUGUGGCUUCGGUUCACUGUUCGGUGCGUCCGGAACUUUCACCGUGUACUUGUGAACCCACAUAUGCCCAUAAUUAUGUUGAGCUGUCCUGUGAAAAAGUCGAUUCUUUUCAUACCAUUGUUGAUGCCUUGUCGAAUAAAUUUGAACCGAAUGUUAAUAUAAGCUUAAAAAUAACCCAUUCACAACUGGAAGAUCUGGAAAUGCGCUCGUUUAUGGAUAUGAAAUUGAAUCUGGUGAAAUUAAGAAUGCUGUGGAAUGGAUUAAAAUCUGUGCCAGAAUUACCAUUUCGAGGGUUAUCAAAUGUUGAGUAUUUAGGUCUCGGUGACAACGAACUUGAAGAAAUUCCAAAGCACAUGCUUAAUCAUAUGCCAGUUGUUAAGACGCUCGAUAUAGGAAGAUGUCGCAUACGAUCUGCGCUGCAAGAUGAUUUCAAGGGCACACAAAUGCUAACUAAUCUCUUUAUGCCGACAAACAAUUUGACGCGUCUUGAUCGUGCUACAUUUCCGCCCGGUUUAGUUACUCUACAUUUGGGUCGCAACAAUAUAGAAAAUCUAAAUGGCACUCUGAGACAUCUUAACAAACUGGAAUCUUUGUUUAUUAAUAAAAAUCGUAUAACCACUUUGGAAGAUGAAUUGCCCGAAUCAAAUUUGCUGAAAUUGAUAAUGGCCCAAAAUAAUAUGUUGGUACAUUUACCUGAACGUAUGAGACAAAUGGAUAAAUUGGAGACAUUGCAUGUACAGCACAAUCAUCUUGUAUCAUUGGAUCGAGUGUUAAAGAAUGCCAAGAAUUUAAAUGAAUUUUAUGUCUUUAACAAUCGCAUCGAAUCAUUGGCACGCGAUGAAUUCCAAAUGGCAACAAAAUUGGAAGAGUUAUAUAUAGCCAGCAAUAAUAUUAAAUCGUUAAAUGGUUCAUUGCUGCCAUUGCAAAGACUUUGUAAGGCGAAUUUUUCAUUUAAUUUAAUUGAUGAAUUCUCUAUGGACGAAAUUCGGGGUCUAAGGAGUUUAAAACAAUUGGAUUUAUCAAAUAAUCGCAUACGCAAGUUAUCUGGCCGCCAAGAGAAUAAUAUCGAUAAGAAUUCAUAUUUGGUAGAAUUAUAUUUGGAUUUCAAUGAGUUAACAUCUUUAGAUGGAGCACUUAUGGGCUUAAAUAGUUUGCGCAUUCUGGGUUUAACACACAAUCAGAUUGAACGUAUUCUGCCAGAGGACUUUAUCGGUUUGGAAAAAUUGGAAAUCCUAGAAUUAUCGCAUAAUAAGCUGUUGACCUUAAGGGAAAUGCAAACGACAGUGCUUCCCAGUUUGAAGAUUCUUAAAGUUGACUACAACAAUUUAACCAUACUCGAUAAAGAUUUCCAUGGUUUGCCUGUUUUGUGUCAAGCUCAUAUGACCCAUAAUCAAAUAAUAAGCAUUUCGCAUGAAUUGGUUGCUAAAACUAAUUGUAUGAAUCAUAAUGUACCCGGUAAAUUGGAAUUGUACUUGGAAGAUAAUCCCUUCCACUGUAAAAUGCUUUUGGAUGAAUAUUGCCCUUUAAUGGCCAAUACCGAAAAACGUAUACGUUUGCGUACGAAAUGUUUUGAGGCCUAUGAGGAUGUAUGCAAAAAUCGUCAAUUUGUGUUAAUGGUACCCACUAAUGAUCUGACUCAACAAGUAAUACCGGUAAUAUUACCCUCUACGGAUCUAUUGAAGAAAGCAGAUAAUUUAUUGCCACCAUUGUUUGCUCCGUUGGGCGGUCAGGGAAAUAUUAAGCCUUUGAUUCUAGCACCAGCUAUACAAAUUUUGGAGCCUACAACAACCACUACUACGACCACCACAACGACGACUACAACUACAGAACCCCCGACUACAACUACCACUGUAGCACCUACUACGGCCUCCAUUCAACUAAAUGAUAUGAUUGAAAAUGUUAACGAAACCACUAACAACGAAACGUUUAGUGUAAGCAAUGAAACAGAAUUAACAACUUUAAUGCCACGCCUAAACACUACUCAAGAAACUCUAAGCAUUCAAUUGCCCAAAACCGAAUUAAACGAUCAAUCCACUACUACAACCCAAAAACCUUCAAUUUUGGUUUUAAACAUGGAUGAUUCGCCACCUUCUGUUAUGCCACCCGAUGCAAAAAAUAAUAAUGUGCCUAAAACGGAAUAUUCUACUAUGGAGUAUAUACCAAACAUUGGGAAUCAUGCUAAUCACGAAUUAGUACCACCUCCCGAUGUUCUCAUCGACGAUGACUCCAAGUCAAAUUCAAUACACGAGGAGUAUCAUACAAAAGUCAUCACCGACUAUGAUAAUGCUCCCCAAAAUCUACUACAACCGGAUGAACCGCCUGAAAAUCCUUAAAAAUUAUAUAAAUUAUUCUCUUUUAUUAAUUAAUUUUCAAUUUAGGUCUACAUUCAAAUUGGCUUGAGCCCCCUCUGUGUAACGGAAGAAUGUUUAAAGAAAGUAUCUUUUGUAUUUGUUUACACAGAACGUAAAGAAAGUGUCAAAUUAAAUCAAGUUAUUAAAUACGAUAUCAAUACCUAUGUAUACCAGAUAUAAUUUAGAUUAUUAUUACGAAUAUAACGAUAUUUAAAUAUGAGAAGAAGAAGAAUUGAGAGAACCUUAAUUUGUAUGUGGUUUUUUGUUUUUAAGUUAUUUUUAGUAGAUUUUUUUUUACAAAUAUAUUUUUUUUGUUCUGUAUAGUUUUGUAAGAUUAACUUUUAUUAUUUUUUGAGUUGUAUUUUUUCGAUAUACCUACUAUUAUUAUCACUACUACUUCUACUAAAUACUAUUGUUGCCAGAAAAGGUAAAUUAUACAUCAUAAUAUUUGUAACUAAGAUUUUAGUAUUUGUUUUUUGGAUAUAUAAUUGUAUGUACUCGUAAUAUGUAUGAAGAUAAUAAAUAGUUAUUUAAUU